GUUAGUGCUCACGCCCGUACCUGUUUGCUAGUUUGCUGAGACACCUGUCAGAGACCAAAGACUUUCCUUCUGCUCACUUCGGCCACACUCAGCUGUGUGAACAUUGCCGUGUUGGACAUUUGAUUAGAACAGGCUGCCUGUAGGGGAAAAUACAGAGAUCCCAUCAGAAGAAACAUGUCAAAUGACCGAGCAGCAGUGUUUCGCACCACUAAAGUACGAACAAAGCUGAGGGGAGACGGCAGCUGGCUGCAGCAACAAGAUGAACCUGAUGCUGAAACUCAGGAGGAGGAGAAGCCAUGGUUGGCAGACGUUAGAGCAAGGCGUUUGAACGGAGCUCCUAUUGAUACAAGUCCAGUUUCCUCACCAGUGAAAACCACCCCGCCACCAGUAAAGUCUGACACUGAGAGUAAACCAUCAACUCAAGGGUACUUGAUCAGAGGUGUUUUUACUAAACUAGAUAAUCCUGUUUCAUCUCCAUCAUAUAAUGGUCCCAGCAAACCAAAACUGUUCACUAAAAGACCUUCAGAGAGUUACAAGAAAAUAGCCCCUCAUACUGUGAGGAGCUCUUCAGAGAACCCAGAGGACCAGCUUAGCCCCGAGGAACAGGAGAAACGGAAGGAGGCUGCCAUUUCUGUUCUGAAGAAAAAACCUUCCAAACGGUCCUAUGUUCUGUCCGCUGCUAAGCUAUACGAAGAUAAAGAUACAUCACCUGAAACUUCUCCAGCCAGCAGCAGUCCUUCAUUUGUGGCUAAAAGGGUGGAGAUUGUUGAUGAUAGCAAGAGCGCUCCAACUCCAUCCCCUGCCAGCACUGUAGCACCAUACCCUGCCGUUCCUCCCACAUCUGCUGCCUCUACUCCUGCACCCAAACCACAGACAGCGGUCAACACCACUGUGAAGACAACUGAUGAGUCAGCUGUCAAGGAGCCUGUAAAUCCAAAGGCAACCAAUCCUCCUGCUAAGCUAAACGAGGUUAAAGAUAUAUUACCUGACACUACUUUGGCCAACAGCAGUCCUUUAUUUGUUGCUAAAAGGGUGGAAGUUGUUGAUGAUAGCAAGAAAGCUGCACCUCCAGCACCUUCCAGCACUGUGGCAUCAUCUGCUGCCUCUACUCCUGCACCCAAACCACAGACAGCGGUCAACACCACCGUGAAGACAACUGAUGAGUCGACUGUUAAGGAGCCUGUAAAUGUAAAGUCUACCAGUCCCGCUGCUAAGCUAAACGAGGCUAAAGAUACAUCGCCUGACUCUACUUUGGCCAGCAGCAGUCCUUCAUUUGUAGCUAAAAGGGUGGAGAUUGUUGAUGAUAGCAAGAGCGCUCCAACUCCAUCCCCUGCCAGCACUGUAGCACCAUACCCUGCCGUUCCUCCCACAUCUGCUGCCUCUACUCCUGCACCCAAACCACAGACAGCGGUCAACACCACUGUGAAGACAACUGAUGAGUCAGCUGUCAAGGAGCCUGUAAAUCCAAAGGCAACCAAUCCUCCUCCUAAGCUAAACGAGGUUAAAGAUAUAUUACCUGACACUACUUUGGCCAACAGCAGUCCUUUAUUUGUUGCUAAAAGGGUGGAAGUUGUUGAUGAUAGCAAGAAAGCUGCACCUCCAGCACCUUCCAGCACUGUGGCAUCAUCCCCUGCCGUUCCUCCCACAUCUGCUGCCUCUACUCCUGCACCCAAACCACAGACAGCGGUCAACACCACUGUGAAGACCACUGAUGAGUCGGCUGUUAAGGAGCUUGCAAAUCCAAAGGCAACCAAUCUUCCUGCUAAGCUAAACGAGGCUAAAGAUACAUCACCUGACACUACUUUGGCCAGCAGCAGUCCUUCAUUUCUGACUAAAAAGGUGGAGAUUAUUAAUGAUAGCAAGAGCGCUCCAACUCCAGCACCUGCCAGCACUGUAGCACCAUACCCUGCCGUUCCUCCCAUAUCUGCUGCAUCCACUCCUGCACCCAAACCACAGACAGCGGUCAACACCACUGUGAAGACCACUGAUGAGUCGGUUGUUAAGGAGCUUGCAAAUCCAAAGGCAACCAAUCUUCCUGCUGUACCUGAAAAAGAAGAACCCCUUCUCCAGUCUAAUGCUGAAAAACAGCAAACUGAGGAUAAGAAAACAAAGUCCAACAACACGACCAUCACUGGGUCUGUUAGAGUAGCCACCACAGCACCACAAACUAAAGCUGAAACUCCACUGGUCAAACUUUUGCCUUCAUCGAAAACCUCACCUGCCCAGAAAUCAGUUGGCUCAGACUCUCCUGCUCUGACUUCAACUGUCACAGUACCGCCAGUUCCAGUACCACGUUCAGCUCCCACUACAGCAUCUCCUGCCCCUGUGACCCCUGUCCCAGUACUGACUGUGGCAGAACUGAUGGUGAAGACUGAACCGGAGCAAGAACCAGAACUUAAAGAUGAAGCUGAAGCAGAACCUGAAGAUGAACCUGAAGUUGAGCACGAGCUUGAGCCAUCCGCAGAACCAAGCGCUGAUGACAAGCUAGAGCUGGCAGAGGAAGAAGAGGGCUCAGUGGACAGUCAAACCCCAGAGAACAUGGCUGUGGAUGAGCCAAUUCCAGUGGAAACAGAACUUCUCGUGGAUUACAGCGGACCAAAAGAACCAGCAAAGACUUAUCAACGCAUCUCUCACGAAAUGGUCAACCUAAUUUGCAGUGAACCCAGUCCAGCAAAAGCAUCUGACACCCUGGAUCUCCUGGCCAAUGAUGUUGAUAUAGUGCACACUGAGGGACACAGCCUCAGCAUUCAACAGCAGAAGGAGGAGAAGGAGAAGCAGACGGAUGAGACAGCCGUGGAAACACAAAGCUUGGCUGAUCCGUUUGAUCCAUAUCCGAUAGGGACUGCAUCCCAUAACAGCCUCUCUGACCUGCUUGAGCCCGUUGCUGAUGUUUCCAUCAACAGUUCAACAACACCAGAGGGGAAGAAGAGUUCAAGUCCAGAAGUCACGUCAGCUGCAGCUGACCUGUCUCAGCUAUCCUGGACGACUAAAUGGGAAAUUCCUAAGCAGACAAACACAGAGGAGAGCCAAGAAGCAGCGACAGAAGACCAGUCUGGAGAUCAACAGACAGUGAUCAAGUUUGAGAAAAAGUCCACAGAGAUUGACUCCCCAUGGAAUAGAUGGACAUCUCCCACUGUUUAUACCAUCUCCAAUACAACGGGAGAUGAGGAUAAGGAGGAAGAGGAAGUAAAAGAGGAAGAAAGCCCUGAGGACUCUCAGAAAGUCACCACCAUCACCACUGUCAGGGAGAUACAAAAUGAGCCGGAGCCCACUAUGGCUCAGUCAGCUAGCCCCUCCACGGCUCUGAUAGAGGAAGAGCGGCGAGUCCCAACACCGGAAUCUGAAACCAAAAAGCCUUUUGUGUAUGUGAAGGAGUAUGUCAAUGCAAGUGACAUGGCCUUGCUUAAUUCCAGCUCAGAUGAUUUUGCGUCAAGCUCCAUCAAUUAUUUGUACAGCAGCCCCUCCAGCUACACCAGGGUCUCGCUGUCGUCCAGCUGCAUGUACUGCGGAAAGCAGGUGGACAACAAUGCUAAAAUCACCAUCGAGCACCUCAAUAUUAACUGCCACCCUGAGUGCUUCAAGUGUGAUGUGUGUAGUAAGCCUAUGGGAGACCUUCUCCACGGUAUGUUCCUGCACCAAAAAAAGGUCUACUGUGAGAGCUGCUACGCCACUGUCAUCUAAUCCUCUGAGCUUUUCAUCACCUCCUUAUCCUUGCCCCCCCCAUGUUCAUUUGCUUAAUAAGAGAUAAUUGUUCUCAAGUUUGCACCGAUUUGUUACUUUGCGGGAACACAUUUUACAGUGCUCAAACAACAUGCAUCUGUCAGUGUGAUAACAUCGUGUGAAGGGUCCGUUUUUUGUUGGGGUGAGAUGUGUUUGCGAUACGGUUAACGAUGAAGGAUGUGCUUUAUGUGUGUGUUUCUUUUUAUGUACAGACUCGCAAUGUCAGGUGGGCUUGAACACAAAUUCAGCAACAAGAGAUUGGCUUUGUUUGAAAAAAUGUUCACUAAUUUUACUCUUCUUCAUACAAAAUAGUGUAUUGAAAUGUACAAUGAAUUGCUAGCAAAAUAAAAUGAUUUAUAAAA
Messenger RNA from Girardinichthys multiradiatus, 4082 nucleotides. RefSeq names its product zinc finger protein 185 with LIM domain (gene znf185). The transcript has 42 exons. The coding region runs from base 175 to 3681 and encodes 1168 amino acids. NCBI's taxonomy places the organism in Eukaryota, Metazoa, Chordata, Actinopteri, Cyprinodontiformes, Goodeidae. The record is from RefSeq and is a predicted model, not a curated record.